Messenger RNA from Harpia harpyja (harpy eagle), 1943 nucleotides. RefSeq names its product thiopurine S-methyltransferase (gene TPMT). The record is from RefSeq and is a predicted model, not a curated record. Bases 1179 to 1913 code for a protein of 244 amino acids. Gene Ontology annotation, molecular function: thiopurine S-methyltransferase activity. The transcript is spliced from 12 exons. NCBI's taxonomy places the organism in Eukaryota, Metazoa, Chordata, Aves, Accipitriformes, Accipitridae.
UUUGUUUUUUUUUUUCCUCUGAACUAGAUUAGCAUAAAGAAUUUUAAUUUGCAAUUAAAAACAUCAAAAGUUUCCAAGUCCUGCUUAAAAGCAGAAAGUUACUUGUGUCAAGUUUUGUUGGGGUUUUGAAUGGAUUUUCUACAAAUACUUGAACUGCCUUGUGAUUUUUAUGUAAAUAUACCAGUUGGCUUUAAUUAUGUGGGUCGGGAAGUGUUUUUAAAGAUGAGUGACUCCCAAGUAUAAACAUUUUUAAUAGUGUAAAUUCUAAUGAAAAUUUACAAAAGGAUAGUGUACUUCUAUUUAUUGUAUAUAUCUAUUACUUGCCACUUUGGAAUUGCACAGAUGGAAUGGAAAUGAACUCAGCAUCCUUCAAGUACUUUGUUUAAAUGUCUUAACUACAACUCAGUGCAGUCCUCAACAGAGAAGAAAUGUCUGAGCUGUUUCCCUGCUAAUCCAUACCAGUCUGGCUGCAGCUGAUAAAAGAUUCCAGUUCUUUCUACAACUGGGGGAAAAGCUGCAAGACAAUACUAAAAGCAUGCAAAUUCCACACAAUCUACCAAAGUCUGGAUAACAAUUGUAUGAAGGCUUAGUCAACUACAGCUGUGUCUUACUCUUGAGGAGCUUGUGACAAGUAAACAGAAACACCCCUGGUUGCCUCUUACACAUCAUCUGGUAUCCACAAAUAGACUAUUCCAUUCAGGUAGCACGUGAGAGACUAAAGCUCACGCAAUCAAGACAAUGGCUAGUGAAGUAUGGCAAGUUUCAUGGACAUCCCAGAAGAAGUUCUGGUACACCCCUGGAAGCUAUCUUGUCUUUGAAAAUCCUGCUGCAUUGUGCACAGAUGACUGAAAUUCACAACUGCUAUAAACCAUGGAGACAGGCAUGAAAAUCACUCUUCUAGACUAGAGUGGCACCAAAACCAAAGACCUGUUUGCUACCUCUACAUUCUCAUGAGAUCAAAAUAGCAGGCUGCAUCUUCCUUGUUCAGGCUGACAGUGAUGGACAUGGUAGCAGUAGCUUCGUUCAGGAAUUCUGCUAAAAGUAAAGGCGGAGGCCACGAACUACCUUGGUGGUGAGCAAGGCACCGGGCGACUCAUUUUGGUGACUACCAGGUGAUCACAGUCUGCUGCUGCUGCAAGGCCCUUUACCCGUGAAGCUCCUAGCACUCCCUGGGGACGAUGGAGCGCUCGGCAGAUGGGGUGCUGGAAGGCUCUGAUAUUGGGUCACAGAAAGACAGAGUGGUGACCGAGGAGGAAUGGCUGCAAAAAUGGGAAACGGGUAACAUCGGGUUUCACAAGGAACAAGGGCAUCCGCUCUUCCAGAAGUAUCUGGAUGUUCUUUUAAAUGGCAGGAGUGGACUGAGGCUAUUUUUCCCACUUUGUGGUAAAGCAGUAGAGAUGAAAUGGCUGGCGGAUAUGGGACACAGCGUGGUUGGUGUGGAAGUCAGUGAGCAAGCACUGAAGGAAUUUUUUGCAGAACACAAUCUGCCUUAUUGCGAGGAACCAGUCCCGGAGAUUUCAGGAGCAAAAAAGUUGCAGAGUGCCUCUGGGAACAUUUCUCUGUACUGCUGCAGUAUUUAUGAUUUGUCCAGCUCAAUAGUUGGCAAGUUUGAUGGGGUUUGGGACAGAGGAGCUCUAGUAGCUGUGAAUCCAUGCGACAGACAACGCUAUGUCAGUUUGAUGAUCACCCUAAUGGAGAAAAAUUCUUCUUAUCUCGUCGUUACGGUUUCAUAUGAUCCAAACAAACACAAAGGCCCACCGUUUUAUGUUCCUGAAUCUGAAAUUAAAAGCUUGUUUGGCAACCACUGUGAGAUUAAGUGUCUUCAAAAAGUUGAUGACUUCUCAGACAGACACAGACAAUGGGGACUAGAUUAUUUUCUGGAGGUGCUAUAUGUACUAAAGUUUGUAGCUUGAUUCGAAUUAAUUAAACUAACUUACCUCCCA